UGAAUACGAUGGCAAAUGUACCAAAGUUAUCAGUUAUACUCAUGACCAUCGGGGUAGGAAUAUUGCUGCUAUACGUAUCAACUAACAGGUCGGUGUUGAGGUCGUUUUUAAAACAGAACGGAUUCGGCAAACGCAAAUUUAAUCCAUCGCCGUUGCAGAAACACCCAAUCAAAGGUCAAAUUUCAACAAUAAGUCACAUAGUCUCGCAGAAUGGUCAGGAGGAACUACAAAGCGGUAUCAAGAAAUCAAAGUCCAGCAACGUUGGUUUGCCGAUCGAUAGCCACGAGGUACAACUUCUAAAUAGCAAAUUACAAAACGACGUUAAAGAAUCGAGCACGAAAUUGCAUAGUAACAAACCAAACCCAAAUGAAGCUCGUUAUUUGUUACCACUUGUUAUCUAUGGCCACCAAGGACCCAACUCCAUUUACCAUUCCUAUCGGUUUGCUAUUAACUACGCCUUACAGCAAAAUCGGAGCAUAGUACAGAUACCAUUCAGGUCCCACGACGGUAACAAUUUUGAGAAAUUUCACGAGACAUUUGACACCGACAAAUUAUCUGAAUUGCUCCCAGUAAAGUCGAUUGGAGAUUUUAGAAAAGAUUGCGGGCGGGAUAUUCCUUUCGAAUCAUUGGUGAAUUUGCGCGUGUCUAAACUUGAGGAAACUGUUUUAAAACGUGCGUCAUUGACAGAGGGAACCUCCGUGUACUCCUCAAAUAACCCAGAGUUAUACGAGAAUCUUCUAGGUAUCCAACUUCCAAUUAUUAAAGAUUACGGUCCUAGCUGGUUUGAAUCUGCAAUGCGGUAUUUUUCAUCCAUGGAUAUACCCUGCAUUGCCGUGUUCUUAGUCGAUAGCCGUAGGGUACAUGACAAAGUUAAUGAUUCUAUAGACAAUUAUGGGAGAAUUGACAGGUAUUUAAUAAGAGCAUCGUAUAUUCAAGAAACGGCAGACAAAGUGGCCAAACAGAUCUGCAAUGGUGAGGAUUUCGUUGCAUUACAUUGGAGAAAUAUGGGUACUGCUGGGUGUCGUCAUGGUGAAUGCGAAAAGAUGGAAUUGCUGUAUAAAAACAUUCCUACAUUAGUUGAAUGUAUUGAUAAAUUCGUGCGUUCAAAUAAUAUACAAUGUAUAUACGUAUCAACAAAAAGAGGUGAGAACCCGCUAAUCAGUGGAUUGAACAGUACAUCUUUAACGGUGUAUAGUCAACAGAGUAUUUUACAAAUACCAACGUUAGCCAAUGACUUGAAUAUAUUUGUGAAUGACCCUUACAAGUUUUCACUGUUAGAGCAGGAGAUAUGCAUACGUUCAAAACUUUUUAUAAAAAAUCGCUGGUCUACCUGGUCUGAUUUUGUGUUGUUCGCGAGAGAUUCUCAGAAAAAAGAAACGGUGGAUUUUACAGACAUCAAAGGCAUCCCGAGAACGUUAUUAGUAAUAAAAAGUCUCGUAAGGAAGAGAAGGAGGAAGUAG
Molecule: messenger RNA, 1460 nt
Organism: Saccoglossus kowalevskii
Lineage: Eukaryota; Metazoa; Hemichordata; Enteropneusta; Harrimaniidae
Biological process (GO): protein O-linked glycosylation via fucose
Molecular function (GO): peptide-O-fucosyltransferase activity
Source: RefSeq, a predicted model, not a curated record